AUGCCUUGCCUAAAAGAAAAACGUAAGCCAAUGGUGCCAUUAAAAACUUUAGAUAUAAUAUUUAGAAGGCGUUAUGUACCAAAUACUCAACACUAUUUUGCUAAUAGAAAACAUACUAUAAAACAACAUUCGAUGGCAAAAAAGCCAUCUCAACCUUUUCGUAUACCAAAGUCUGAAAUGUUGCUUUCUUAUAUAAAAUACAGUGAUCGUAGAGAAAAAUUUAUAUCUAGAAAUAGAUUAUCACAACCAUUACAUUUAAAAGAUAAUAUUAAAAUUGCCGCUACGAGGGAUAUAUCCAAAAGGCUUUUCAUUGAAGAAAUGGUUGAUGAUGUAAGAGCCGUUGUAGAAAUUCACCCUGAGUUCUAUACAGUUAUUGAAGGUCGACCCUUGCGAUGCUUUGAUGAUAUAAAAGUUUAUGUUAAUAAUAUUCGAAGCUAUGCCAUGAAUCGUCAACAAAUCGGCUACAGACGAGACCUCAUAUUAAAAAUAGAUCAGAGUAUGGCCGAAGAGACUAGAGAGCAUGACAAAAUAUCAUCUAAUUUAAAAAAACAUAUAAAAGAUUUUCAGAAGUUCCUUACAGAGGAUUAUAAAAGAUCAUCGGCUAAGGUAUCUAAAGCAGAAAAAGUUUAUGCAGAGCUAUUGUUAAAAAAAUCAGAGUUCUUAGGAUAUGUAUCAAAAAUAACAAUUUUAAAUAAUAUUUUGUUUAAGCUCGACGCUAUACGAAGUAUUUUGAAAAUUUAUAGGAGUUAUUUAAUAUUUGUUGCACCACUUUCAUGGCGACAAUUACACGAUGAAAAUUUAAGACAUAAAAUUCAAUCGAUUCAAUUUGAAUCUAGGGAAUUUAAUACGGACAAUGAUUUAGUCGAAACUUUAGAUAUUGACAGAAUGAUAGAGCUUGCAAAACGAGAAUUUCUGAAUCCAUACCCCCCACAUAUGUACUUUAGGCGUCCGCAACAAAUGAUGUAUUUAUUUCGUACUAUGGAAUUGCAGAGUAGAGAAUAUUUAUUACAACUUUCUAAAACAGAUAUUCCCUAUAGACAGUUACGAGAACGCAUAAAACAAUUGAAGCACCUUACAAAAAAGGAGUUAGACUAUUUCCAAUACUAUAUUGAAUCCAUCAAUAACGAAAUCGCUAGAGAAAUGUAUAACGAAAAUCAUCUUAAAGACAAAUUUUUUCGCAUACUCAAUACAAUGUUUUAUGACAGUGUAGCUAGCCCUAGUACACUAAAAUUAAAAAUUUGUAUAGAGUACGUGUACGAACAAAUAUUCGGGAAAUGUGAGGAAGGUCAUCAGAAUUUGCAGGAUCCUAUGAAAAUUUUAGAAGUCAUGUACGAAGAUUAUAAUUUACGCCUCGACUCUUUAGACUUCAAUAUAGUAAAUCAAGCUCGAAGUGAUUUCUUCGCACAAGAUUUAAAGACAAUGAAAAAUGCUUAUAAAGCUCAACGUGAAUUACGAACUUUUAGAGAGAUGACAACGGCAAUAAAUAAAGCCUUUUUACCACCAGCAAAAUAUAAAAGGCCUGUUCUUGCUAAAUUUAUGGAUAAAAAAUGCCGAAUGACAUUGGUUCUUGCUGAAAGGAAAAAAUCCCUGUUAGCGAGUGGAGAACGUAUCAAGCCAAAGAAAUUUAAAAUAAGUCCAGAAGAAAAAGAUGGGUUACUAUUAUUUACAGAAUGGUGUGACGGAAUGAAUCCGUCGCCGUAUUUAGCUGAAUAUUAUAAAUUUGCUGCUUUU
This is a messenger RNA of Brenthis ino (lesser marbled fritillary), 1731 nucleotides long. NCBI's taxonomy places the organism in Eukaryota, Metazoa, Arthropoda, Insecta, Lepidoptera, Nymphalidae. The record is from the annotation of a GenBank genome assembly.